CCCCGUCUCUUCUCCUCCCCCUCCGCCUCCUGCUCUCUCUCGCCUCUGGUGCGCAGAGCUCUCUUGAAGCCUCGAGACCCGUCUCGCCACUGCUGCUGUUCUCAGCUCUGCCGCUGCGCAAGCUGUUGCAUUGCAGUCCGCGAGCCUUGAGCUGCAGCUGCUAGCUCGCUCUUCACCACAGUCCGCAGACAUGGAGUUCGAAGACCGCUGCCACAAGGUCCAGGAGCCCAAGUUCGACUGCCUCCUCUUCGACCUCGACGAUACCCUGUACCCGCUGAGCUCCGGGAUCGCAGGCCAUGUCAAGAACAACAUUGAAGAUUACAUGGUUGAGAAGCUGGGUAUUGAUGAGAGCAAGAUCGAGAACCUGGGCAAUCUGCUGUACAAGAACUACGGCACCACGAUGGCUGGCCUCAGGGCGAUCGGCUACAGCUUCGAUUACGAUGAGUACCACGCCUUCGUCCAUGGAAGGUUGCCGUACGACAACAUCAAGCCCGACCCUGUUCUCAAGCACAUUCUCAAGAACCUGCGCAUCCGCAAACUCAUAUUCACCAACGGCGACAUGGUCCACGCCGUGAGAGCCCUCGAGAGGCUAGGCCUGGAGGACUGCUUCGAGGGGAUCAUCUGCUUCGAGACCCUGAACCCGCCGUGCCCGCCGCAGGGAGACGAGGAGCCGGAGAUCUUCGACAUCGCCGGCCACUUCGCCCGCUCCGGCACCGCCGACGAGCUUCCCAAGACCCCCGUCCUGUGCAAGCCCAACGUCGACGCCAUGGAGGAGGCGCUCAGGAUCGCCAACGUCAACCCCCACAAGGCGAUUUUCUUCGACGACAGCGUACGCAACAUCCAGGCCGGGAAGCAGAUCGGCCUGCACACGGUGCUGGUGGGCAAAUCGCAGCGGGUGAAAGGCGCGGACCACGCGCUGGAGAGCAUCCACAACAUCAGGGAGGCGCUGCCGGAGCUGUGGGAGGAGGCCGAGAAGGCCAAGGAGGACGUGCUCUACGCCGAACGCGUCGCGAUGGAGACCUCGGUCACCGCGUAAAACCUCCCGAAUCCUCCGGAGCCGAACUUUCUCGACAUCCAGAAACGCGACGAUCACACAUCACUGCCCGAGCCAGGGCUGGUGAGCUCACGCUGGAACUGACUGAAUCCAGCAAUGGCCGGGCCAAGGAUUUCCGACAGCAGGAGGGGGUGCAGCAUGUAAAGGGGGGAACAGCAGAUGAGAUCAUGUUUGGGAUGGUCCCAAUAUAUAGUUAUGUAUCAGCCAGACCUUUGUUUGUAAAUUACCAGCAUUAGAAGUAAUAAGGAAAUGGAGUUUACUUGUACGUU
This is a messenger RNA of Sorghum bicolor (sorghum), 1323 nucleotides long. RefSeq lists its product as uncharacterized. The record is from RefSeq and is a predicted model, not a curated record. Lineage: Eukaryota; Viridiplantae; Streptophyta; Magnoliopsida; Poales; Poaceae. The coding region runs from base 191 to 1036 and encodes 281 amino acids. The transcript is spliced from 7 exons.